CCAACCCUCAAAUCUCAUGUAUAAUUUGUAUGCAGGGAGAUCAUGAUGAGGAAUCAUGUAGCAGUAGGAAUCAAUCAGGAGGGGUGCAAAACAGCUCAGUAACCCCGAAACUUUAUGGAGGAACAACUUCUGGAGAUCCUUGGGAUGAUGGAAUCUAUGACAGCAUCAGAGAGAUCACCCUCGUUUAUGGUAACUGCAUCGACUCGAUCUGUGUAUCCUACGAUAGAAACGGUGAGCUUGUCAGAGGCGAAAGGCGAGGAGGUGAUGGAAGGCGAGGAGCUCCCCCAAGUUCUGCUGAGAUAAAGCUGGAGUGCCCUGAUGAGUUUCUAGUGAGUAUCAGUGGAUACUAUUGCGGGGUGACCUGGAUAGUCGGAGCCCCGGUUGUGUUAAGGUCUCUCAAAUUUGAGAGCAAUAAAAGAACAUUUGGACCAUUUGGAAAUCAAUUUGGGACACCCUUUACUUUUAAGGUAAAAGAUAGCGACAGAAUUGUUGGCUUCAAAGGAAGAAAAGGACGGUACCUAGAUGCAAUUGGGUUUCAUUCAAAACCGCCGGUACUUUAUGGAGGAAUGACCGGAGGACGUCCUUGGGAUGACGGAAUCUUUGAUGGCAUCAGAGAAAUCACCCUCGUCUAUGGUCAAUGCAUCGACUCAAUGUGUGUGGUGUAUGAUAAAGAUGGUUUGCCUGCUAUAAGCGAAAGGCAUGGAGGUGCUGAACGGGGCAGGGAUCUCCAUAAGCCCCUAGAUACGGUUCAGGUAAAGUUGGAAUACCCAAAUGAGUUUAUGGUGACUGUCAGUGGACACAUUAGUUGGGUGCCCUGGAUGAGUGGCACUCGGGUAGUACGGUCACUGAAAUUUGAUAGCAAUAGAAGAACAUAUGGACCAUUUGGAGUACAAGUUGGCACACCCUUCAGUUUCAGAGUAAAAGAUGGAGACCAAAUUGUUGGGUUGAGGGGAAGAAGUGGUUGGUACCUUUAUGCAAUUGGGUUUUAUACAUAGAAAAUUAUACAGCGCACCCGGGUGUAUUCACCGUCCAUUUUGACCCGCCAAAAAAAAAAAAAUUAACGGUGAAGAUGACGGGUGCGCCGAAUAGGCUCUCUACAUACAUCUCGUGCUCCCGAGAGAGGACUCUUCCGGAGGGUUAGGAUGGGUUUCAGGAUGCUUACGAGUCCCUGGUUGAAAUUACUAAACCUCUUACGAGUGUUGAAUGUACAUGUAUAAGCUUGUGAUCAGUUAUCUAUUCUAGCUAGUGUGUGAAGCAAUUGACUGUAUCCAUGUUAUCUGACCGUUAAUUUUUAGCAUAUUGCAUGUAUUUCUUUAAUUUGGUGAUUGUAUCCCGAGACCAAAGUUCUCAAAUACUAUCGCAAUGUCUGAU
Molecule: messenger RNA, 1371 nt
Organism: Fragaria vesca subsp. vesca
Lineage: Eukaryota; Viridiplantae; Streptophyta; Magnoliopsida; Rosales; Rosaceae
Product: agglutinin-like
Exons: 3
Coding region: 30-995 (321 amino acids)
Molecular function (GO): carbohydrate binding
Source: RefSeq, a predicted model, not a curated record